Messenger RNA from Aspergillus chevalieri, 1677 nucleotides. Its product is annotated as phosphatidylserine decarboxylase 1. Gene Ontology annotation, cellular component: mitochondrion. NCBI's taxonomy places the organism in Eukaryota, Fungi, Ascomycota, Eurotiomycetes, Eurotiales, Aspergillaceae. The record is from RefSeq and is a predicted model, not a curated record. Bases 1 to 1677 code for a protein of 558 amino acids. Gene Ontology annotation, biological process: phosphatidylethanolamine biosynthetic process. Gene Ontology annotation, molecular function: phosphatidylserine decarboxylase activity. The transcript has a single exon.
AUGGCCGUGUGCCUAACCCCUUGCUCUACAAUCUGUUGUCAAAAGUCUGCUAGAGCGCUCUUUGCAGUAUUCCCUCAUGAAGGCAGGACUGCCGUGAUGGACAUCGUCACUUUCAGGGCCACUGGCCAACGCCGCCAAGGCGCAAAACAGUACUCAUCUUCGUCUAAGAAUUGGCGGCAAUACCGUCAUUACCAUCAUGAAAGCCAUAACUACAACGAAUCGACCAAUCGCGGUUUUGGGUCUCGUCUCCGGUCAGCAUUACGAAAAACCAAGGUGGAAUGGUAUCCUAUUCCCGUCGGAUUGGGUAUCGGUCUUUUAGGGCUGCUUCAAUUCUACAAAUCACAACGCACGGAACGGUUACGGAUCGAACGAGAAGAAUCUGGGGAAGCAUGGGAAUUUGGGAAGCCUCCGCCCCGCCCCAGGAUCAGGCCUAGUGGUCCAUGGCAGGUUCAGAUCAUGUCGACACUACCAUUGAAGGCCAUUUCUCGGUUAUGGGGUCGUUUCAAUGAGCUGGAGCUCCCUUUUUGGCUUCAUGCUCCGGGGUUCAAACUCUACUCCUGGGCAUUCGGGGUCAAUUUGGACGAGGUUGCGGAACCGGAUCUUCGGACGUAUCCGAACUUGGCCGCUUUCUUCUACCGCAAACUGAAGCCUGGGUGUCGACCACUCGACCCUGACCCUCGGGCUAUUCUUGCCCCUUCCGAUGGUCGGAUUUUACAGUACGGUUUGAUUGAGCGUGGAGAGGUUGAGCAGGUCAAGGGUGUCACAUACAGUUUAGAUGCUCUCUUGGGUGCGGCGACUCCAUCGCACGCUGACCAUUCGAAGAAGUUCACCGAUCACCAGUCAGAACCUUCCCCGAAGGAUGCAGCUGAUAUGGCUUCACACGAGGAAUUUGCAAGAGUAAACGGUAUCUCCUACACGCUUCCUACCCUUCUCGCAGGUGACCAAGGAGGGGCCAAUAAACGGACCGCAUCCUUGGAUGCAUCGACAUCGUCCAAGCCCACCUCCGAGGCCCAGGUUAAAGCUGACCUGGCACUUGGUGAUGGAUCUUCGUGGUACUCUCCCAAGCCUACGUCAAACAACGCUCUGUUCUAUGUGGUCAUCUACCUUGCGCCCGGUGACUAUCACCGCUUCCACUCUCCAGUUCCGUGGGUGGUUGAGAGCCGUCGUCACUUCGCAGGAGAACUUUAUUCGGUUUCCCCCUACUUGCAACGCCAUCUUCCUGGUCUCUUUACCCUUAAUGAGCGAGUCGCUUUUCUAGGUCGCUGGCGCUGGGGAUUCUUCAGUUACACUCCAGUGGGUGCCACUAAUGUGGGCUCCAUCAAGGUUAACUUUGACGCCGAGUUACGCACCAACAGUCUCACCACUGAUACUGCGGCCGACCUAGCAGCUGCUCUUGCAGCCAGACGGGGCGAACAGUUCCCUGGUUUUGUCGAAGCAACCUAUCGUCACGCAAGCAGAACGCUUGGUGGGCAUCCACUCAAGCGAGGAGAGGAAAUGGGUGGAUUCCAAUUGGGUAGCUCAAUUGUUCUUGUAUUUGAAGCUCCCGUGGGUCGCCGUCUGUCGUUCGACGCCGGCUGGAAAGAAGGUGAACGGCAAGGUGGAUUCAACUGGUCCAUUGAAAAGGGCCAAACGAUCAGGGUUGGCCAGAAGUUGGGAUAUGUGGAUGUCGAUGAGUGA